AUGGCACCCUCUGAUCGUCUCAGCCAGGUGAAUGAGCACCUCAACUACCCUGCUGGUCUCUUAGCAGGCCAGGUCGCCAUCAUUACGGGCGCCGGCCAGGGCAUCGGCGCCGAAGCAGCACGGCUAUUCGCAAACGAAGGCGGCAAGGUCGUGGUUGCAGAUAUCGACUCCAAAAAGGCCAACGCCGUCGCCGACGCCAUCAACUCGGCGAAAUCCGGCCGUGCCCUGGCCGUGGUCGGCGAUAUCCUCGACGGCGACUAUGUCAACGACCUAGUCAAGAAAGCCGCCGAUUUCGGCAAUGGCAAGAUUCACAUCAUCGUCAACAACGCCGGCUUUACAUGGGAUGGCGUCAUUCACAAGAUGACCGAUAAACAAUGGGACACAAUGCUAGCAGUGCAUAACACAGCCCCAUUCCGGCUUGUGCGCGCAGCAGCGCCCUAUUUCCGCGUCAAAGAUCAAGAGCCACGGGUCGUUAUCAACAUCAGUAGCACGAGCGGUAUCCACGGUAACGCAGGCCAAGCCAACUACGCCGUCGCAAAAGCAGGUGUCGUCGGUCUUACCCGCACAAUCGCCAAAGAAUGGGGCCCAUCGUUCGGCGUCCGCUCUAACACUAUUGCCUUUGGCUACGUAACUACCCGGCUAACGGCCGCGAAGGAAGAAGGUGCCUUCAUCACCACACCUGAUGGUACGAAGGUUGCUCUGGGAAUUCCUGGCAAGCAGCUGGCAGACAAAAAGGGCUCUGCUGAGGCGAAGAAGGUCGAGGCGAAUGCCUAUCCGGAUAUUCCCUUGCGUAGACCCGCGAGCCCGGUUGAGGCUGCGAGGGCGAUACUGGGAGUUGCAAGUCCGUGGUUCUCGUAUGUCAAUGGGGAGACGAUUCGUGUUACCGGUGGACGUAAUAUGUAA
Messenger RNA from Penicillium brevicompactum, 903 nucleotides. RefSeq names its product SDR family NAD(P)-dependent oxidoreductase. Gene Ontology annotation, molecular function: oxidoreductase activity, acting on the CH-OH group of donors, NAD or NADP as acceptor. The record is from RefSeq and is a predicted model, not a curated record. Lineage: Eukaryota; Fungi; Ascomycota; Eurotiomycetes; Eurotiales; Aspergillaceae. The transcript is spliced from 4 exons. Bases 1 to 903 code for a protein of 300 amino acids.